AUGGAAUCCUGUUUAGAAAGAAAGAUAUCAGAUGCUGAGUUAGAAGAACUCAAGAUUAAUGCUAUAGAUUGGGCAUUAGCACAUGGUAUCGGAAUGAGACCAAGUGUGGAUGAUUCUGAUCAAGAUAAACUUGUCCAUGCUCCAUUUACUCUCUUUCCAACACCAGUACCACAAUAUAUCAUUCAACAAGCUACACAGUCUAUGGCAUAUUUUAAUAGAUUGAUGCAUAGAGUGGCAAUGGAUCAUCAGUUUCUCGUAGAAUCAUUUAAAAGUGUGAUACAAACUGAUGAUUUUACCCGGAAUCUGUGGAAUAUUUAUAUGAAAGUACAUGAUGAUGAGAAAGCACAGAAAUUGUGUCUUGGUUUAUUUCGGAAUGAUUUUAUGUUGGAUAAGGUCAAAGAAAGCAAUGAUGGCCGUAAAUUUGAAAUAAAGCAGAUUGAAUUUAACUCAAUAGCUUCUAGUUUUGGUGGAUUAACAGCAGAACUAAUACCAUUACACAGGUACGUGUUAGAUUUAGUUGGCCAGAAUUAUACAGAUAAACAGGUACCAGAUAACAGACCAAUAGAAGGUCUAGCAGGUGGUUUAGUUAGAGCCUGGGAACUUUAUGAUAAUAAACAUGCCGUUGUAUUAUUUGUGGUGGGUGUCAACGAGAUGAACAUCAUGGAUCAGAGGUUUUUGGACUAUGAGAUCUACAAACAGAAUAAACAGAUCAAAGUCAUCAGAAAAACCUUUAAUGAUUUAUUAAAAUAUGGAAAACUGAAUGAAGAUAGAAAAUACAUCAUAAGUGAAGAUGAAGUGGGUGUUGUGUAUUACAGAGCAGGAUAUAGUCCUACCAGUUAUAAUGAGAAGAUAUGGCAAGUAAGAUUGGAACUGGAACAAGGAAGUUGUAUAAAAUGUCCACCAAUAAAUUAUCAACUAGUAGGAGCCAAGAAAAUCCAACAAAUUUUAGCUGAACCAGGCGUACUAGAUAGAUUUAUUAAAGAUCCUGUAGUUUUUGAUAUGAUUAAAUCAACAUUUGCUGGACAAUAUAGUCUUGAUAUAGGUAAAGAAGGGGAUAAAAACCUGAAAAUGGCUGUGAAAUCUCCCAAUAACUAUGUUUUAAAACCACAAAGAGAAGGCGGAGGUCACAAUAUGUAUGAUGAUGAACUGGUAGAGUUUUUAAAACAACAUGAGAAUUCUGCUGAGAGAGCAGGAUAUAUUUUGAUGGAGAAGAUCCGACCCCAGACUCAAACUAAUUAUCUUAUUAAAGCUGGUACUCCAUUGGUGAAAUCUAAAUGUAUAUCUGAGUUAGGUAUUUAUGGCUGUUACAUUGGCAAUGAAAAAGAAGAGUUAUAUAAUACAGUAUGUGGGCAUUUAUUACGAACUAAAACAGCUGAUACAAAUGAAGGUGGGGUGUGUGCUGGUUUCUCAGGCAUUGAUUCUCCUUUUAUUAUUCAAUAA
Lottia gigantea (owl limpet) is the source of this 1440-nucleotide messenger RNA. RefSeq lists its product as hypothetical. NCBI's taxonomy places the organism in Eukaryota, Metazoa, Mollusca, Gastropoda, Lottiidae. The coding region runs from base 1 to 1440 and encodes 479 amino acids. The transcript has 12 exons. Gene Ontology annotation, molecular function: ATP binding; glutathione synthase activity; glutathione binding. Gene Ontology annotation, cellular component: cytosol. The record is from RefSeq and is a predicted model, not a curated record. Gene Ontology annotation, biological process: glutathione biosynthetic process.